Messenger RNA from Eimeria tenella, 894 nucleotides. RefSeq lists its product as uncharacterized. The transcript is spliced from 4 exons. The record is from RefSeq and is a predicted model, not a curated record. The coding region runs from base 1 to 894 and encodes 297 amino acids. Lineage: Eukaryota; Apicomplexa; Conoidasida; Eucoccidiorida; Eimeriidae.
AUGCCGUGGACACCUGAGCUGCUGCUGCAAAACGGCACUUACUAUGGACUCAAGCGCAUAAGUCGUUCGGGGUCGCUGGACUUGUCCAUUAAAUGGGAAGCAGAAAAUUCGGAAUUAAAUUUUGAUGAUUGUCUCACUGAUGUCAAACAAGUUGCUGCUGCAACAAGAGAGCUCAAGGCCUCAGGAAAUGUGGGGGCCUUUUCGCUGCAGCGGAUGGCGCAGCUGACGGUGGCAGCUGUACGUACACCCGAAACUGCUGCAGCAGGAAGUUCGGAGUCCCGCAUUUCUUUUCAGAUUCAUUUAAACCAGCCCGAAGCCCUCAACGCCCUCAACCGCCAGUUUGCUGCUGCUGCUGCUGCUGCUGCUCCUGCUGCAGCAGCAGCAGCAGCGCCCACUUGCCCGCAGCAAAACGUCCGCAGCAGCCUUUUGGCGCUCAAGCCGCAGGAGACCGCCUUUGUUGCCACGUGGUUUUCGAUCCCGCGGGAGAAGAGCUACGCGCUGUACCCGCGGGACUUCCGCGUGCGGGUGUUUUGCCACUCAGCAGCAGAUUGCAAUUUGUCUCAGUUUUCUUUUUGCUUCCGACUUGCAUGCCCCAUCAAGUCUGCUGCAGCAGAAGCAGCAGCAGCAGCAGCAGAGGAGGCCAUGCAGCACCCCGUCGGGCCCCGCCCCGCCCCCGCUGCUGCGGCGGCGCAGCAGCAGCGCGCAGCGCCGCUGCUGCAGCAGCAGCAGCAGCAGCUGCUGCAGCAGCAGCAGCAAAAACUCAAGCAGCUGCAGUUCAGAGGCAGGUACGGCUUCAUCCCGUACUGGGCAGCAGCUGCCUAUACACCGCAAACCAACUGGGCCGUCACUGCAGCAGCAGCAGCAGCUGCUGCUGCUGCUUUCUUUCUCUUCUAA